Molecule: messenger RNA, 1065 nt
Organism: Sordaria macrospora k-hell
Lineage: Eukaryota; Fungi; Ascomycota; Sordariomycetes; Sordariales; Sordariaceae
Biological process (GO): ubiquinone biosynthetic process
Cellular component (GO): mitochondrion; mitochondrial inner membrane
Source: RefSeq, a predicted model, not a curated record
AUGGAAGCGACGGCUCUCAGACGCUCCGCGGCUCUCGUAGCUCGCGCCAGCACCCAGAAUGCGAUCCGGCCAGCCGUAUGCGCCGCCAUCACCAGCAGCAGCACAGCAUCACCACCACAGACCCAGAUCCAGACACAUCAACAAACAAGACAAUUCUCCGCCCUCAACCGGCCACCACCAAAUUACCCUGGCCAUGUCCCUCUCACUCGCCUCGAGCGGUUCGGCCUCUUCGUCGGCUCAGGCCUCAUCUCCCUCGCCGACCCACGGCGCGGCGACCUAAUAGCCUCCUUCGCCGAAGCCACCGCAACCCCCUACUUCAUCUACCGCUUGCGCGACGCCAUGCUCUCGCACCCCACGGGGCGGCGCAUCCUGCGUCUCCGGCCGCGCAUCACCUCGCAAUCGCUCAACAUCCCGUACCUGCGCUCGCUGCCGCCCAACACGGUCGGACGGACCUACAUCGACUGGCUGGACCGCGAGGGUGUCUCGCCCGACACGCGGUCGGCGGUGCGCUACAUCGACGAUGAGGAGUGCGCGUACGUGAUGCAGCGGUACCGCGAGUGCCACGACUUCUACCAUGCGCUGACGGGCCUGCCGAUCGUGCGCGAGGGCGAGGUGGCGCUCAAAGCGUUCGAGUUCGCCAACACCCUGCUGCCCAUGACGGGGUUUAGCGUGUUUGCGGCGUUUACCAUGAAGAAGAGCGAGCAGAAGCGGUUCAGGGACAUUUACCUUCCCUGGGCGGUCAAGAAUGGCCUCAAGGCCAAGGAGGUGAUUAAUGUGUUUUGGGAGGAGGAGCUGGAGAGGGAUGUGGAUGAUUUAAGGAGGGAGCUGGGCGUGGAGCCGCCACCGGAUUUGAGGGAGAUUAGGAAGAGGGAGAGGGAGGAGAGGAGGAGGAGGAAGGAGAUGGAGAGGAUGAUGAGUGGGAGCGGACGCGGUGGGCCGGAGGAUGAUGUCCUUCUAAAGGCGGAGAAGGAGGCGGAGGUGGUAGCGGAGAGGGUGAAAGAGAUGAAGGAUGAGGUUGUUGAGAAGGUUGGGGAGGUGGUUGGGUCUUCGUCUAUGAAGGUAUAG